Molecule: messenger RNA, 594 nt
Organism: Symbiodinium pilosum
Lineage: Eukaryota; Dinophyceae; Suessiales; Symbiodiniaceae
Source: the annotation of a GenBank genome assembly
GUUCAGCUGGCAGAGCUCUCUGCAUCGAGCCUGGACAACACACAGCUGGAGAUUCUCUCGGAGCCUGAACAUGACAAGGAGGCCAAGCAUGCGAAGGCUGAGAGCAAGGAGGUGAAGCCCAAGGAGGAGAAGAAGACGGAAGACAAGGAAGAGGGAAAGACACCAGCGAAGAAAGAGGACAAGAAGGAGGAGGCAAAAGAGGAGAAGAAGGUAGAGAAGAAGGAAGUCAAGGAGGAAGAAAAGACACCAAGCAAGAAAGAGGACGCAAAGGAGGAGAAGAAGGACAAUAAGGAGGAAGACAAGCAGUUGGAAAAGGAGGUCCAGAAGGAGAUGGAAAAGGAGGAAGCCCAGGAUGCCAAGAAGGCUGAGAAGGACGAAAAAGUCGACAUCGAGGUGGUGGCAGAUGAUAAGGAGGUGAUCCACGACCCUUAUGACCAGGUCAAGACCAAGAUUGUGUCAGAAGAGACCAAAGAUUCCGAGACCACCGUGAAGCCAAAGGUUUCUGUGGACAUCCACACCAAGGAGGUUGUCAUCAAGGACGUAACCACUACCAGCGCCCAAGCAGACAAGAAGAAGGAAGGCAAGAAGAGCGAG